CAACACAUGACGUCAUCAAAGAGGGUCGCUGGGUUGUUCAUAGGUGUUGUGUUGAGCUAUUCCAGCUAGCAGGUAUAAAGCAGAGAAGAUGAUGGAAGAAAGUGGGAUCGAGACGACGCCUCCUGCCAGCCCCACUCCUCCGCUCAAUGAUCCUGCCUCUGCCAGCGCCCCCCCGAUGUCCGUCGGUCUGUCCACCACCACCUUCUCCCCCCAUCUCCCCCCUGUUUCCUCCCUCUCUUCCUUCAGCAGCCCCAUGGCGGCUCACCCCUCUCUUUCCUCCCCGUUCCCCCCUCCCUCCACACUUUCCUCUCCUUAUACAAGCAACUCUCCAUUUCCUCCCCUCUCCUCUCCAUCUCCAUCUUUUCCUCCCCCCCUCUCCUCCCCCAUGGCUCCGCCUCCUCCCCUCGCGGCUCCUCCCCCUAUGGGUCCGCCUCUCUCAAACUACUCCAUGAGCGCAGGAUAUGACAUCACUCGGGGUCACGCAGGGAGAACGCCACAAACACCGCUGAUGCCCACAUUCUCCAGUUCCAACGCCAUGCCAGGUAUGGGUCCGAACCCCAUGGUCCAGCAGCCCCUGAUGAUGGGGGGAGUCGACGGAUCUCCCAUCACCUUCCCCGAGGAGCAGGAGGACCCCAGAGCGCCGAGCCAGGCCAACGCUGGGGGGGGAAUCUGGGGCUUCUUCAGGGGAGUAGCAGGUAACCCGGUCGUAAAGAACGUCCUGGACAGAACCAAGCACUCAGUGGAGUCCAUGAUCACCACUCUGGACCCGGGCAUGGCUCCCUACAUCAAGUCUGGCGGGGACAUCGACAUCGUGGUGACUUCAGAUAAGGAGCUGCACGUGGAGGCGGUCAGAGACGCCUUUCAGGAGGUUUUUGGGAUGGCGCUGGUCACCGGAGAGCCCGGUCAGUCCAACAUCGCCCCGCAGCCCGUGGGAUACGCAGCCGGAGUUAAGGGGGCUCAGGAGCGCAUAGACAGCCUGCGUCGAGCCGGUGUGAUCCACGAGAAGCAGCCCGUCGUCUCUCUGGAAAACUUCAUCGCUGAGCUCUUCCCCGACCGGUGGUUUGAUAUCGGAUGUUUGAUCCUGGAGGACCCGGGUCACAGCAUCCGCAUCGAGGUCUUCACUCAGACCACUCCUCUGGCUCUGGAUCACAUCCAACAGGCCCAGUCCCUGACCCCCCCCGACUACAGCCUGCGUUGGUCAGGUCUGAUCGCCACAGUGGGCGAGGUGUUGGAGCGCAGCCUGCCCAACAUCAACCGGACUGACUGGCAUCAGGCCAUGACGGGCAUGACGCAGCGCCAGAUGAUCCACAGCGCUGCCAAAGCUCUGGCUGGGAUCUACAAACAGCAGCUGCCCCCCCGGACUGUGUGAGGCUCUCAAACUAACACGGGGCGCAGGUGGACACACUGGGAGGAAAAUCUGGCUGAUGGGACAGCAGAGGAUAAUCGUACAUCCCCAAAAAGCCCAAAUGCACACCUGUUUUUUAAAGAUGUCGAUGCCCACAGAUGAUUACUGACAUUCCAAUAUCAGCAGGAUUUCACUGAUCAGAUCUCAAGUGAGGCGUUAACUAAUCAUCUCAUCCUCCUUUAAACGUAUUUACACAUCCUGCAUAUUGAUACCAACAAACGAAACGCAUAAAGUGGUGCAGGAAUGAGUCGUUAAAUCAGAAAUGAGUUAGCAUAAUUACGUUUUUUCAAAUUGUGUUUUAGGGUUAGACGCCUGAUAUGAACUUAGAAUAUGUAAGUAAAUGUCAUCACUUCACGACUCUAUUAUACUCUUUAUAUACAGUUUUGAUCAUCGUUAUUGUAGGGAUUAUUCCAUGCACUGUGUCCCAGUCGUAGGACAUAUCCAGUCAGCACCGAUCCAAAGUCUACUCAAACUUACCUUAUUUAAAAAGUAUGCCAAAAUGUGUCAGAGCAGACCUUAACACCCGAGAAGGAUCUGACUAUAUACUGUAACACUGUCAAAUCUGCUGUGUACUCAGAUUGGCCGUGCUCUAUUGUAGAAGUUCCUUUUUAAAGAAACUAAUGUACUGUUUUUGUAGAAACAGUGAAUUACUCAAGGUGUCUCCUGACACUAUCGCCAAUUUCACAUUUAAAAACCUUAACUAGCGGGUAUAAAAUGUGCCAAUGAUCUUAUUUUGUGUGCAUUUCUUGCUUUCUGAUCUAGACUACGAUCCGUCCACUUUUUUAUUUUGAUUUGUUCAAGCUGUAAAUAAACCCUUUCUUAUUUUGCAAAUUGCCCAUCGACCGUGGGGUAGCUUGGCACCUGUUCACCCACCCUUGCUAUUCGUAUGCUUUCCAAAUGUGUGUGGUAUUUUGAUGGAACUAAAGUCAUUUAACAUGUAACUAAUAACUUAUUUUAGUGUCAAAAUGAGAUUUUAACAUCGGAUAAUGAAGCAGUACCCACCUAAAGGCCUUUAUUGGUUUUCAUAUAGCUUAAUUCCCAUAUUUUCAUGAAAUUAAAAUCACCUUAAGUCAUUUGCCAAACAGUAAACCCAGGGUCUGAGACUGUCUCCAGUAAAAACCCUUUAAAGCUGACUUGAUAAGAAGCCAUUGAGCUGAAACUGUUCUGAAGCGUUUGUUCCUUUCAAAAUGUGGAUCUUUACUGAAUAACCUUGUAUAAAACAAUUCGAAUUUGUGUCAAACUAUGAUAAAUAAUGAGUGCGAAUUGUAAUAUGCUGCUAACCCUGCCAUAGACUGUAAGCAGUGGACAUAGUCAUAAUAAUGAUAAGCCCUUUGAAGCCUGGAGUUUGUCAUAUUCUGCAUUUUCAUCUUGUUUUUUGGCACCAGAAGUGACCAUAUUUGGAUAAGAGUGUAGAGUACGGAAAUUAUUUGCAUUGCAACGCCUCUCUCCUGAUUGACAGGUCACUAUGGUAGCGACCUGUCAAUCACAAAGAAGUUGAGUUUACGUCCACUUCUGUAACAGUUUGCUCACGUCGACAUUUUGUUCAGUAAUGGUGAAAUCUGUGUUAUGUUGACCCUUAAAAAUCGUCAUUUACUGGAAAAAUAAGACUUUUAUUGAUAUUUAAAAAUGUCAACACAUGGGUGGUAGAAUUGUAUUAUUGUUUUUAUCGUUUUUUGUGUCUUUAAAUUAAUAAUGACAUCUCUUAAAAAAAUAUAACUUGCCAAAUGGCUCUAGCAUUUACAUUGCUAAUCCUGCUAAAUUGGUCUUAUUUGAAUUAAAGGGCAUUAAAGAAGUCUUAACCUGCCUUAAGCAUUAGCAACCAUUAACUUAAAAAUCACUUUUAAACUGAUUCAACACUUCAGUGUGCAGAUUGAUGAUUUAGGCUUUGUUUGUGAUCAUGUGAUCCGUGCAGAGCAAAGCACAACACCUUCUACACAUCACUCUUUAGUCGAGCAGGAUAAGUGCAUGCUGGGUAGUUUGCAACUGGGACACAGCUAGAUGUCAUCAUGAGUUUAAUUUAAAACCCACAGUAACACAUUCAUUGAUUCUUGCAACAUGUGCACAUCGUCACGGUCCUGCUGUCUGAAUGCAGUCAUUAAGUUAAAUCACAUUUGCAGCAGGACUCUAACAGUAACCAAUUCAUUCAUUUAUUUUUUUGCAGUAUUGAAACAGCGUCACAAAUGGAGGUAGAGUAAACUCUGCUGGUGAAGUUUGAGGGGAGAGACGUUCAUCUGUGUACUGUGUCCCCUUUAAUGUGCCUUUUGACAAAAAUAAAUCACUUUUUCACACGGUUUUGUCCCUGUCUCGGUGUAACAGGGUCCUAAAUACAGUAUAUAUGCUAAGUUGCUUAAUUUUGUCACAUUAAGUUAUGAAGAAGUUGUUGUUUGUACCUGGUGAGAUGUAUUUUGUUUGUGGUGCAGAGGUAAAAAGGAAAAUGUAGUAAUAAGCAGACAAUGGCUGAGUCCAACCAAAUCUCAAACUUCACUCUGAUGGUUCAAUUCCUGGUAUUAAAUGAGAACAGUC
Trematomus bernacchii (emerald rockcod) is the source of this 3928-nucleotide messenger RNA. It is a transcript of the gene prrc1, whose product is annotated as proline-rich coiled-coil 1. Gene Ontology annotation, biological process: activation of protein kinase A activity. The transcript is spliced from 9 exons. NCBI's taxonomy places the organism in Eukaryota, Metazoa, Chordata, Actinopteri, Perciformes, Nototheniidae. The record is from RefSeq and is a predicted model, not a curated record. Gene Ontology annotation, molecular function: protein kinase A regulatory subunit binding. Bases 89 to 1369 code for a protein of 426 amino acids. Gene Ontology annotation, cellular component: cytoplasm.